Xyrauchen texanus (razorback sucker) is the source of this 1425-nucleotide messenger RNA. RefSeq names its product purine nucleoside phosphorylase-like. NCBI's taxonomy places the organism in Eukaryota, Metazoa, Chordata, Actinopteri, Cypriniformes, Catostomidae. The transcript has 6 exons. Gene Ontology annotation, molecular function: purine-nucleoside phosphorylase activity. The record is from RefSeq and is a predicted model, not a curated record. Gene Ontology annotation, biological process: nucleoside metabolic process. The coding region runs from base 200 to 1081 and encodes 293 amino acids. Gene Ontology annotation, cellular component: cytoplasm.
CGAAACGUAAGCAACGCAUUCGAUAAUUUUUUUAAGCGUUAUUAUUGCUCGUUCAACGUUUUUUUGUGUGUGUUUAUAUAAUCGUUAUUUGUGUAUAUUUCAUUCUUUUAGUAGUUCCUUUGGUUCGUCCUCGAAUCGUCGUUCUAGAAACACCGAUAUUCCCUUCCCGUAUUUGUGAAGGAUUUGACGAGCACUUUCAAUGUUUCCUGAGAGCAGCACCGGGUACUCUUUUGAGGACUGUCAGGCUACAGCUGACUGGCUUCUGUCUCAAACUGCAGUGCGCCCUCUGGUGGGCAUAGUGUGCGGCUCAGGUAUGGGUGGCUUGGCUGACAUGCUGAAAGACCAGGUGGUGUUUAACUACCGGGACAUUCCCAACUUCCCCCAGAGUACUGUGCAUGGUCACGCAGGUCGGUUGGUGUUUGGUACUUUGAAGGGUAGACCAUGUGUCUGCAUGCAGGGAAGGUUUCAUCUUUAUGAGGGAUAUCCCAUCCAGAAGAUUACUAUGCCAAUGCGGAUAUUCAAACUGCUGGGUGUGGAGACAGUGAUUCUCACCAAUGCUGCUGGUGGACUGAACCAGGACUAUAAAGUGGGAGAUAUCAUGAUCAUAAAAGAUCAUCUCAACAUGCCUGGAUUUGCUGGGAACAACCCUCUUGCAGGAUCCAAUGACGAGAGGUUUGGUGUCCGUUUUCCCUGCAUGUCUAAUGCAUAUGAUCGGGAACUUCAGCAGCUAGCAAUGGACGUGGGUUCAGAGCUUGGUUUCAGUGACUUUCUAAGAGAGGGUGUGUACUGUGUUCUUGGAGGACCUUCUUUCGAGACUAUCGCUGAGUGUCGCAUGUUGCACAAGCUGGGAGCUGAUGCUGUCGGUAUGAGCACUGUUCACGAGGUGAUUGUGGCACGUCACUGCGGAAUGCGGGUCUUUGCUCUGUCUUUGAUAACUAAUAAGGCAGUGAUGGACUAUGACAGCGUGGAAAAAGCCAAUCAUGAAGAAGUUCUGCUGACGGGCAAACAAAGGGCAGUGCAGCUCGAGAGGUUGGUGACCACCAUAGUCAUCAGGCUAGAGCACAACAACAAUUACACCUGAGACUGUUCUGAAAUCAGAUCCAUCAUCUAUCACAGACCAAAUAAUUAUUCUGUUAAUAAACAUAACUAAUAUAGUUCUAGUCAGUUCCUUUUGGCUCACACAGUUAUUUAUAAGAUUUGUUGAUUCAUAUUUUAAAGAGCAUCAUUAUUUUAAACAUUUUCUUUCUUAUUUGUCAAUAUACAGUAUUUAUCCCUAAUGUAUAUAAUCACAGUCAACAGUUUUCUUUUUUAUUUCUUAAGAAAAGAAAAAAUAUAUUUUUACAUUCCUCUGAAUGUUGAAAUGUAUAAAACUUUAAAUGCUUCAUUUUAACUUAACACUUACCAUUUAGUCUUAAAAUUUGUUUA